This is a messenger RNA of Letharia lupina, 816 nucleotides long. RefSeq lists its product as uncharacterized. Lineage: Eukaryota; Fungi; Ascomycota; Lecanoromycetes; Lecanorales; Parmeliaceae. The coding region runs from base 1 to 816 and encodes 271 amino acids. The transcript has a single exon. The record is from RefSeq and is a predicted model, not a curated record.
AUGCCGCCACCCAAGCAGCUAUCAUACCAAGUCCAAUACUGGAAAAAGCCCAUGGGUAUUAAUGAUCAUCACAACUUCCCAAUCUCCGAUACUGCGGCAGCAGAGAUGAGGCAAAAUGCCACUCAAAACCUCUCGAGACUCCCAAGCCAGCUCCACCAACUGGCCGUCGGCUCAACAUGGGAAAGAUCGGCAGACCAGAGCAUGAGGGAGUACCAGCUUUUAGACUAUGCUGCGCAAAACAUUGACAUUUUGAAAGCGAUGAACAUCAGGGACAGAGAUCGAGACCAGGAAGAAGCCAGUAGAAAGAAGAAGGAGGAAGCGCCUGGGGUGCUAAAUGCGAUCAAGUAUUGGGUAUGUCCGCAAGAGAUGAAGAAAACGAGAAACGACAUGCGAGAAUUGAGGGAACGCGGUCGCUACGCCCGUUGCGUGAAAGACUGCAUGCCGGAAAUCCUCGAUGGGACUGACAUGCGGUGGUCUGGCACGCCUGACUUCGUUUACGUAAUGAAGAAUGUGGAAUGGAUCAUGGAAAAGGCGCGAGCGACAGCCACAAAGGUGCAGACGGAUAAUCCAGACGGCCACUGGGCUAUCGAGCUUCUCAAUUUUUACUCGGAUAGCUGGAUUGUAUGGCUCGAUGAUUUCAAUGAGAAUUUUCAGACUAAUUGGUAUGAUCUUGACAAGAAGAUCGAGGGUGCGAAGCAGAGAGCUGAAGUAGCGGAGGAGAUUGUCGAAGAGAUCGAGAAGGAGAGGAGGAUGCGGAUGCCAGUUGGACUUGCAUGGGGAUUGGCGUCAGAGAAUUUCAGAGAAAGAGAUCCGUAA